Molecule: messenger RNA, 2292 nt
Organism: Triticum turgidum subsp. durum (durum wheat)
Lineage: Eukaryota; Viridiplantae; Streptophyta; Magnoliopsida; Poales; Poaceae
Source: the annotation of a GenBank genome assembly
AUGGAGAACAAGCCAAGCGAGCAUCUCAGUAACAUAUUCACAAUAACACCCACAAAUGGAUCUGGAUAUCUUGACAACAAUACGAUAAAGCAGACCAUACUUGCACAAGAAGCUACAUUCCGGGAACAGGUCAUAGAACUUCACCGUGUGUACAACGUUCAAAAGAACCUAAUGGAAUUAGAAUGCCAAAGAGGUGAAUUAAGUACACAUUCUCAAGAGAAAAUGUCUUCAUCACCAUAUGGGGGUAUAAGAACAGUCCGGCAAGUUGAGCCUCCUGCUGGACAUGAUAUGAAGAAACCAUCUGAAAAAUUCAUGAAGGGAAAAGAUUUAGUGUGUAGUUCAAAUGGAGUUUCUAUGAGGCAUAGCAGUAGUAGGCCCACACAAGAAAAACUAGCCUUUCGGGUUUCAGAUGAUGCACAUGCCAAUAAUAGUGAUGAUGAUGUGGUGAUACUAGCGGAGAAGCCUACAAAUAGUCCAGUAAGAAAUAAAAGUUCCUAUCCUUGUACAAAUGUGAAGGACCUUCAGGUUCCAGCUGAUGCGCAUGCCAAUGACAAUGAUGAUGAUGUGGUGAUACUAUUAGAGAAGCCUGCACAUAGGUGGCCAAUAACUAAUGCUUCAAUUAUUGGUACAAAUGCAAAGGACCUUCAGGUUCGAGCUGAUGCACAUGCAAAUGAUAGUGAUGAUGAUGUAGUGAUAUUGUCAGAGAAGCCUGCAAAAAGUUUGCCAAGAAAGCAUGGUUCAAUUCUUGGUACAAAUUUGAAGAACAUUCUGGUUCCAAUUGGUGCACAUGUUUAUGAUUGUGAUGAUGAUGUGGUGAUACUAUUAGAGAAGUCUGCAGACAAUUUGCCAAGAAAUAAUGGUUCAAUUAUUGGUUCAAAUGUGAAGCUUAACAGUGAGGGUUCCUCACGCGUGAAUAAGAAGUGGAUCAAUAGUUUACAACCAUCAGAUCUAUCAACAAUGGAUGUUUUGAACAAAGAAGUUGUAGGGCCAUCUUGUACUAUGGAAACAACAAACUUCCCAAGUGUGGGAAGUUCAAGUUCUCAGAACCAGGUCUAUUCGGUCGCAGGAGUGAACCUGAACCUCCCAAAUGUGAAGCUUGAAAUUGAGCCAUCCUCGCUUGUGAAAAAGAACCAUGGUAGUGGUUUACAACAAUCACAUGUCUCAACAUUGAAUGCUUUCAAUACAAAAGUGGUAGGGUCAUCUAGUAGUAUGAAAAUAGAAGACUUCCCAAGUGUGGGUGCCUCCAGUUCCCAAAACCAAUGUUAUUCAUCGCUAGGAUUGGACCUGAACCUCCCAAGCUUAGAAGAUACCUUGAAAGGAAAGCAUGAGGGUGCAGCCAUUGAUUCAAACUUCUUGGUUGCAAAUGAGGAAACACAACAUAACAAUUCAUACAUCCACAAAAAAUAUGAUCGAAGCAAUGUCAUGGAAUGCUUCACACAUGAGAAAAAAAGUGUUGAUUUCUCAACUACAAAUGAUAUGUCCAGUUGUAGCAUCCGCAAUCCAAAAACAUUUGUAGCAUCCACCUCCAAUGCUACAUCCAAAUCUCUACGGAAAAGCAACACUAAAGAUUACAAGAAUGGUCGCCUUCCAACAUUACAAGAAUAUAGUCGCCUUCCAACAUUACAAGAAUAUAGUCGCCUUCCAACACCAAAGACUACACAACCUGGAGGGGGUCAAUAUCAAAAGCAAUCCCAAUUCUAUAAUUGUGUAGAGGACAUGAAUCUGAGCAAUGGUCCUCGAGAUGCAACUGCCACUCCAGGAGAAGCAAGAGAGGAUACCCCAAUGGAAAUCUCGUGGAUCAGAAAGAAGUUGCUAAACAUGAGGAAGGGAAUCUCCAUGAAGAAGACACAAGUGCCAUCAAAUUAUCCAACUGGGCAUUCCCAGAUUUUGCCUAGUUCCAUGGCUUACUCAGAAGGUAGUUCAAAAAUUCUUGGUUCCCCUAUUAAUACAACCACCGAGAAAGAUCCUCAACUCUCGUGCACUAUGCACAAGGGCACAAAUGACACAUCCUCGAGUAAGGGUGUAGAUAACAUGGAAAUGCAAUUCCAUAACAAGGAUGACACCAAUGCCAGGAAUCUCAUCGACUUGAAUGUUGCACUACCUUUCAUGGAUGAAAUGGAGAUAGAUGCCCACGUACCAGAAAGCGACACUAUUCCUCAAGAACCAGAUGAUUCUUCUAAUCAUGUUGUGACAGCUGCGAAGAAUCUUACGGCCAUGCAUAAGGUUGAGUUCCAAGAAGGAUUACCUGAAGGUAAUAACAAUGAUGAUGACUCUAACGCUCUGAAACAAUAA